Messenger RNA from Emericellopsis atlantica, 1299 nucleotides. Its product is annotated as ER membrane protein. The record is from RefSeq and is a predicted model, not a curated record. The transcript has 2 exons. Gene Ontology annotation, biological process: septin ring assembly; endoplasmic reticulum inheritance. Gene Ontology annotation, cellular component: cortical endoplasmic reticulum; perinuclear endoplasmic reticulum; endoplasmic reticulum membrane. NCBI's taxonomy places the organism in Eukaryota, Fungi, Ascomycota, Sordariomycetes, Hypocreales, Bionectriaceae. The coding region runs from base 1 to 1299 and encodes 432 amino acids.
AUGUGGUGGUUCUUCAGCGUCAUCCUGGGCACCGCCUUUCUGUUCAGCAUCGUUCUAUCGAUACCCGUGGCUUUCGAUGUGGGCGGACGUGACAGCGGCUUGGCGUACAGCUUAUCGCUGUUCCUAUACUAUCUUUUCUACUCGAUAGUCAAGUUCCUGACUCCCGAAGGCUCCCGUAUCCGCUGGACGGUAUCGACAGUUCUACGCCUUUCGCAAUGGAUCAUCAUCCCUGCGCUGCUGAUUUGGUCGCUGGGACAGUUUGCAGUCGAUGCGGGUAGUACAAACUGGGUUGAGAGGACCUUGGGCGGGCUUCUCCAGUCCAAAAGUACAAGUUGGACGGAGUGGGUGUUUGGAAAGGAUGGCGUGGUCGAGACACUCAUGCUCGGCAGCUGGGAGAACACUUUACGCUAUUCAGGGCCCGUGUUCCAGCUCCUUGAAGGAUUUUGCACGCUCUUGGUCAUUCAAUCACUUGGGCAGCUCACCAGGUGGCUCGUGAAUAGUGGACGCAGCGACUCGUGGCUUAUCAUCUUACUGGCUUUCUCGGGCUCCGUGAUUGCGAGCUCUGUCUACUUCCUCUGGAGGGUGGCGCAAUUUCCUGAAAUCAACAACUUCGAUGCCAUCCUCAUUGGAGUAGCCAUGACGACCGCCAUCUUCCUAUGCGUAUAUGGCAUCGGCAGUGGUCGAGGCAGCCCCGUCGAGUCGUCACUUCUAUUUGCCUACGUCGUGCUCUGCGUCUACCAGAUCUUCACAGAUUACCUGCCCUCUGAUGGCGCACAGCAUGGGGAGGACCAAGCGGCAACACAACCUGAUAUCCCACCUUUGCCACCUAUCAUCAUGGCUUCUUACUCGACACUGCUGCACAUUCUGGGCUCGCUACCGCAGGCGAUACACUCGUCCUUGGCCCUGCUACUGGCGGCAUUCCAGACGAUCACACCGUCGGUGAUGAUUUCAUUAACAUAUCGCCUGCUCGUAUUCUACUGCGCUACUCGCAUCAUCCCGUCUGUCAAGGAUCUGGGAGCCAAGGUCUACAUGCACGACGCUGAUUGGGACGACUCGGAGACUGCCACCAAGGUCCUUAGCCUCCUCAGCUGGCUCUCGCCUUCCAUCAUGAUUGCUGUAUAUACCAGUCUUCUGCUGCAGCAUUUCUCGACCAGCGACAGCGAGGACGGUUGGUCGUUACGAGAAGGCGAUGUCGGCGGUAGCACUUGGAGGUGGGUCAAUGUUGGACUGACAAUGACUCUAUAUGGUGUUGAGCUGCUGUUGGGAUCGGACGAGAACGAUCAUUGGAAGGUUGACUAA